Molecule: messenger RNA, 4282 nt
Organism: Diachasma alloeum
Lineage: Eukaryota; Metazoa; Arthropoda; Insecta; Hymenoptera; Braconidae
Exons: 7
Coding region: 1693-2703 (336 amino acids)
Cellular component (GO): cytoplasmic vesicle membrane
Source: RefSeq, a predicted model, not a curated record
UCACAUUGUUGCAUUUUUCGUUGAAUAACACAUGUCGCACACAUGUUCACAAGUUUUAUGACUCAUUCCACUGUGUUAGAAUGUCAAAAUCUCUUCGUCGAGUCAUCAACAAUCGUCUCAAACAUCAUUUAAUCGUCUAGACUCCAGACUAACUCGUUCUGAACAUCGGAAAUUUCACGAGAUUCACAAAAUUUCGUACAACAACGUGUGAAAUAAGACGGGAGGGUCUUCAGUGGUAAAUCAUUGAGAAAAAUCCAUCGAGAGAAUGUUACCAGGUGCUCUCGUCAUAAUUUAUUACGUCGUUAAUUCCCUAAUUUCUUUGGCUUCUGCGCAAUAUUGCGAGUUUGGCCUGUGCUCCAGCAAGGAAUACUGCUGUGGAAAUAAUGAGUGCUGCACAGAGUUCAAUACUUGGUUGUUGAUCGGUUGUUUACUAAUGGCACUAACAAUUCUCUCAGUUGGCUGUGCCUGCAUCUACCGGUACUAUUGCCUCCUCCCCACCCUCAAGCGCACCAACUCGAGAUCGAAAUUAGUCUACACCUGAAUCAUCAAAAAAUCCGGAAUUGGUUCAUUUGAUUUUGGGGACGUGAGGAUUUCUAGGCUCUCUGCUGAGAUCCACAUUGAGAAUAACUCAGAGUGGAAUGGGUUUAGCGAAUAAUGUCAGUAAACCAUUUUUGUGGAGAAUUUAAUUCUGUACAAAAAAAUUUUGAAUAGAUUUUUUGAUAGACCCAAUAGUUUUUUAAAUAUCCACGAAAAGAAGAGAAUGAAAUUCCCUCAUUUUUGGGUACGAAUUUCUGGAAUUGAACAUUACGUUCAUUAGAACGUAAUUAAGAAUAACUCAGGGAGGAGUGAGUCUAGACAAAAAUGUCAUAAAACCAUUUUCGUGGAAAAGUUAAUUUUCUACAAAAUGGAUUUUAACACAUUUUUCGAUAGACUCAUUAGUGUUUGAGAUAUUCACGAAACGAGAAGAAUGAAAUUUUCACAUUUUGAGAUGUGAAUUUGUGUAAUUGAAGAUUACGCUCAUUAGAAAGUCGAGAAUAAGUCAGGGAGGAGUGGGUCUAGGAAAAAAUGACAUAAAACCAUUUUCGUCGAGAAAUUAAUUCUGUACAAAAAAGGCUAUAACACAUAUUUCGAUAGACUCAUAAAUUUUUGAGAUAUUCACAAACUCAGAAUAAUGAAAUUUUCACAUUUUGGGAUGUGAAUUUGUGGAAUCGAAAAUGACAUUAAUUAGACCGUAAUUGCCCCUCUUACGAGAGGCUUCAGGAGAAAAUGGGAGACUCAAAUUCCCCACAAACCAUUGUCCCUGACAUUUUCCCCAAAAUCCACCCAGAAGUCCUCGAAAUAGCAAUGUCACCGGGAAAAAUACCCCGAAAAAUCUCGAAUAAUUAAUUCCUCAAAUAAUCAUCAACUUUUGUAAACUCAUUGUAAGCCUGCAUUUAUCCAAUAACAAUAAAAGCAUAUAAUGAUAAUGAGAGCUGACGUCACUGGUAUCUGUAAAUACACAAGGAGGGUCAGACUGUAAAAAUCAAUAGACAGAGGGGCGCAAUGUCAUGUGUCCUAUGUAUAUAAAAAGCUCUCAGUACUCAGUGGCGGGUGGAAGGAUCAAGAUGGCCGUGGAUGGCUGUAGUAUUAAUAACAAUGCGUUAAAAUUCAACAAUUUGUGAUUGCAAAUGUGGUUUCAAAUACUGAGGUAUCAUGCUAUCAAGGGGUAUUAAAAGAGUGGCCAUUGUCGCUGGAUUGUCCGAGUGUUUAAUUUAUGCUGAAGCCAAAUACUGUGCCUUUGAGAUAGGGGGUAAUCCAAAAUAUUAUGUAUGUCCAAAAAACGAACACUGCUGUAAUUUCGGCUGCUGCGUGUCCCCGGGUUUCCAGAUAUACCACUUGUGGUACUACUGGCUACUCGUCAUAAUUAUGUUCCUGGUGUGCUCUGGGGGUGGCUGGUGGUACAGGUAUUGGCUCCAAGGACGAUAUCGAGCUGCAACGUCCGUGAUACCCACGACCACGAGGUCAUCACACACUAGGACUCACAGUAUUCCUCAGCGUGGUUCAUUAUGCCAGGGGCAGCAGGCCAGUAUCAGUUAUAAUUCAUCGAGAAAUACUGUCUUUCUUCAUCGAAUGUGGAAAGGUCCACACAGAGGCAUCCCCGCCUCACCCCCUUAUACCUCCACCCCUCCCUCCCACUCCACCCCCUACCACCCCCCAAACAUAGUCCUGAAUGAUUUAAACUGUCCCUAUUACCAGCUCUACGGUCCACCCCCCAGCUACGACACAGUAAUAGCCCAAUCCCGUGUUAAAAACAACCCCCUACCCCUCCCCCUCCACCGCACCGAUAAUUCCCGAACUGCUCAACCCUGCACCCACCACCCCUACAGUGGCCAGCAGCUCCACACCUGUGAUUACUAUCAGUCACGUGAUAGCCACAACUGCCAGCAUCACUGCAGCCACCAAGAGGAUGCAUCAGCAACGGAAUUAAAUACACAGUUACCACAAUUAAAUUCCUCGAUCAAUGAGAGAUCAUCAUCAGUGAUUAAUCCAUCCGACAAUGUGAUAUUAGAUGCGCUUAACAAUCAUUCGAUUCAGUAUAAUUUACGUGGUAUAGCUCAAACUAAUGACCAACGACCCUCGACGUCCACCGACAGUCGGGGAAUUUUUCAUUUUGAUAUUUCAAAGCACAAGGGAGCGAUUGGGAGGUCCAAGUCACUUGAUUAAGGAUUUUUUUUCGGGAGAUCUGCUUGGUGGGGUUAGGGAUGGAUUUAGAGAAAUGUCAAGGGACUUUUUUGUGGGGAAUUUUUACAUGAAAUUGUUCCCACGGUGGGAGUGUGAUGAAAUGAGUUGAAGAUGGUUUGAGCAUUUUUAAUUAUUUUUCAAAAAUGUUGAAAACGCCAGGUGAAGAGGACAGGGUGGCCGCCAUCUUGCAAGUCCAGAGAACAUGGUGGCGCCCAGGCUUGGUAUCCGCCUUGCAUUUUUUUGCCAAAAAAAUCUUUUGACAUUGUCUCCUGGGAUCAAUGGUUACCGGAAUAAUUAGGGAAAUACGUUCUGUUGAUUUUUUUGAGUGAGACGGUCAUUAUUAAACGUCAAUUAUCUUGACGAUGAGUGGUUUUAUCGAAAAAUGUAAAAAAGCAUUUUUUGUGGCGAAUUCCAUUCUCUACAUGAAAGUUAUUCUAACGUUUUCUCCGAAACCCACUCAUGACCGAGAUAAUUCAGAAAAUACUUUUUGUUGUCUUUUCGAUGUGUUCAAACAUCAAUCAUGUGUUCAAUUACAUCAAGAAGGAGUGGUUUUAGGGGAAAACGUAUAAGGACCUUUUUUGUAGAACACACAAGUCCCCACAAAAAGGUCUUCUGAGUUUUUCCGCUAAAUCCACUCCCUGCCGAGAUAUUCGCAAAACAAUGGCCACCAAUUCAGUAGUAUGAAUUUCACGUGAAUAAUUGACUCCAGGGCACUAAUUGAUUCUUCAAUUAACUAAUGCUUGAAAGUAAAAUACUCCAUCAACCCAAUGACUAUCAAAGUCAUCAAGCUCUUCGCACACUUCCGAAUUUACAAUCCAAAAAUAAUUUUUUUUCUAUUUUUAUUAAUUAAUCAAUUAGGAAUUAAUUCAAAAUCGAGUGGAUCUUCAUGAAUUUCUAAAAAAUAAUUGUCGUAGUCGCACAGCUGUAUUACCGCCAAUAAGCCGACCAAUCAUAACUAUUGGCAAUUAGUGUGAAAUUACUAUCUCACACUGAUUAAUAUUUCGUUCUAAACACGUGCCAAUGAAAUAAUUAAUUAAAAAUAUUUUAAAAAAUGCCUGCAGAAAAAAUAUCAAAGGAUUUAAAUUACAAGUCGCAUCAGACUCGAUGGAGAACUUGCAUGACUUUUUGUAAUUUUUUCUUCAUUUCCAGAUCAUAAUCCCAAUAAAACAAUCUAAAUAUUAUAAAAUACCUAGGGCAUGCUCACAACACCUUUUGCCAUUCGGCAUUCAAUUCCGAUAAAAAAAAUCAUAAAUAUAGGAAUAAGGUAACAGAACCGCAUGCAAGUUCCCCAUUUUCUUAAACCCUUACAAAUAUGUUCUUACGAGCUGUCCGAUUGAAUCACUAAUUAAGGAAAAAAAUUGAUGUAUAAAAAAAAAUCAAUCUAAGAGAAAAUUUAUUUUUUACUAUCGAAAAAAAAACCUAAAUACUAGAAGAACAAAUUACGAAUCGAAGAUCAUUAUUUCGUCUCUCAGUGUAAUCAUGUAAUUUGUUCUACAUUAUCUACCUAACAGAUUGUAAUUGUGGAUGGAUAAUAGUGAAUAAAUAAAGAAUAAACAAAGUA